AUGCCACCAAAGAAGUUCACUAAUCUAAACGAUUUUUUGGAUGAGCAACCGAAAGAUCCAAAUUACGUGGCAUCGCCGUACGGAGGGUAUUUCAAGAAUCCCAACACGAAUAAUUACCAGCAGCAGCGGAGCUUGAAUCAGCAGAAGCAGCAACAGCAGCGAAAUUGGAACCAACCGUACAACGGGCAGUAUAACCAAGGCUAUUCAGGAAAUUACCAGAAUUAUCAAAACUACCAGAGUUAUCAGAACUACAAUGAUUACAGUGGGUCCGGAUCGUACGGAUAUCAGCAAUCUGCAGUUACACCUGCUCAGAGCAACACGCCUACUCCAUCAUCGUCAACUACUUCGCUCACUUCUUUGAAUAAGAAUAUGGCCGACUUGCAGAUGACGCCGAUCUCUAGCUUUUUAGGCCAGAUUCCGCAAUGUGCGAAAAUUUCGGACACUAAGAAAGUUAUCGACUCGAUCGUGGCAGAGUUCGAGAAGUCAACCUAUUCUGGUAAAAGUAUAUCGGAAUGGUCCAUUCCGGAUGUGUUGACUAGGUUUACAAAGCCAAAGAGUCCUACAUUGGUCAGAGAGUCUGCCAUGUUGUUAAUCUCUAGAUUGGCCCAAACGUUUGCAGACAGGCGUCCCCAGGAAGCGCACUUGCUGCCUCUCUUUGAUUUUGCAUUGGACUCGAUCGCUGACAAGGAAAACACUGUCAAGCGUGCAGCGCAACAUGCCGUUGAUUCUCUGCUAAACAUUUACCCCGUCGAGUCGCUAACAAGCUCUGUGUUACCGAUUGUCUUGCAAUAUUUGGCGUCUGGUGCCAAAUGGCAGUCAAAGCUGGCUGCACUGGCAGUCGUGGACAGAAUCAGAGAAGACGCUCCAAAUGAUCUGCUGGAGCUAACCUUCAGAGAUGCCGUGCCGGUCUUGACCGACGUCGCGACCGAUUUCAAGCCGGAACUAGCAAAGCAGGGACACACCACUUUAUUGGAUUUCGUUUCCAUUUUGGACAACCUCGAUUUGUCUCCGCGUUACAACCUUAUCGUCGACACCUUGCAAAAUCCUGCCAAGGUCCCACAAUCGGUCAAAGCCCUUUCUGGUGUCACAUUCGUCGCUGAAGUCACAGAGCCCGCUCUUUCGUUGCUGGUGCCAAUUUUGAACAGGUCUCUAAACCUAUCAUCGUCCUCGCAAGAACAGCUGAGACAGACGGUGAUUGUUGUGGAGAACUUGACCCGUUUAGUUAACAACCGCAUUGAAAUUGAGAGUUUCAUCCCACUGUUGCUGCCGGGGAUUGAAAAGGUCGUUAAUACGGCCUCUUUGCCCGAGGUGCGUGAGCUGGCAGAAAAGGCUUUGAAAGUCUUGAAGGAAGACGACGAGGCUGCCAACAGCAGCGACUUCCCAGGUAGAUUGACUUUUGCUCAAGGUAAGGAAUUCUUUUUGCAGCAUCUGUCGAAUCUUCAGGAUGAGUCAAUGGGAUGGCUGUCGCAAGAUGAUGAAGCAGUUGAAUAUCUCAGUAAAUUACUGACUGUUGACGCAAACGUUAAUGACUGGAAAAGACUUGAGGAAUAUUUGAUAUCAGUGCUAGGAGAAAGAAAUGCCCAAUUUGUUCAAGAAGAGUUCAUCGACAAUCUUAGAGCAGUAUUCCAUCAAGAAAAAAAAUCUCAUGACGAAAAUGAGGGUAUUGAAAUCGUGAACACUGAUUUUUCAUUGGCUUACGGGUCCAGAAUGCUAUUGAAUAAGACAACUUUACGUCUUUUGAAAGGCCAUAGAUAUGGUCUUUGUGGUAGAAAUGGUGCUGGUAAGUCCACAUUGAUGAGAUCGAUUGCCAAUGGUCAAUUAGAAGGAUUUCCCGAUAAGGACACUUUGCGCACUUGUUUCGUCGAACAUAAGUUGCAAGGCGAAGAAGGUGACCUUGACCUUGUUUCUUUCAUUGCAUUAGACGAGCAGCUAAGCAACACAACUCGCGAGGAAAUCGCAGGCGCGCUCGAGUCUGUCGGUUUUGAUGCAUCCAGAAGGGCCCAAACAGUUGGAUCAUUAUCGGGGGGUUGGAAAAUGAAGCUAGAAUUGGCUAGAGCCAUGCUUCAAAAGGCCGAUAUUCUUCUACUGGACGAACCAACGAAUCAUCUUGAUGUCGCCAAUGUCAAAUGGCUGGAGGAUUACCUGUUAGAGCACACCAACAUCACUUCGUUAAUUGUAUCGCACGACUCUGGUUUCCUAGACGCUGUUUGUACUGACAUCAUCCACUAUGAGAACAGAAAAUUGAAAUACUAUAAAGGGAAUCUUGCAAAGUUUGUCGAGCAAAAGCCAGAAGCAAAAGCUUACUACACUCUAUCAGAUACAAACGCUCAGAUGCGCUUUCCUCCCCCUGGUAUUUUAACUGGUGUUAAAUCAAACACGAGGGCCGUCGCUAAGGUAAGCAAUGUUACAUUUACAUAUCCAGGCGCUACUAAGCCUUCUCUGAUGGGUGCAACCUGCGCCUUAUCUCUGUCGUCCAGAGUUGCUGUCUUGGGUCCCAAUGGUGCUGGUAAAUCCACUUUGAUCAAGUUGCUGACUGGUGAGCUUGUACCUCAAGAGGGUGAAGUUCAAAAGCAUCCAAACUUACGUAUUGGUUAUAUCGCUCAACAUGCUCUACAACACGUUAAUGAGCAUAAGGAGAAGACUGCUAACCAAUAUCUGCAGUGGCGUUACCAGUUUGGUGAUGACCGUGAAGUGCUACUGAAGGAAUCAAGGAAAAUAUCGGAGGAAGACAUGGAGAUGAUGCAGAAAGAAAUUGAUAUUGGCGACGGUAGAGGAAAGAGGGCCAUCGAAGCAAUUGUUGGUAGACAAAAACUCAAGCGUUCUUUCCAAUAUGAAGUCAAAUGGAAAUGGUGGAAGCCAAAGUAUAACUCUUGGGUUCCAAAAGAUGUUCUGGUUGCUGAGGGUUUCGAGAAACUUGUCCAAAAGUUCGAUGACCACGAAGCCUCGAGAGAAGGUUUAGGUUACCGUGAGUUGACCCCGUCCGUCAUUUCAAAGCAUUUUGAAGACGUCGGUCUUGAUGCAGAAAUUGCCAAUCACACUCCUUUGGGCUCACUAUCAGGUGGUCAAUUGGUUAAAGUUGUUAUUGCUGGUGCAAUGUGGAAUAACCCUCAUCUAUUAGUGCUAGAUGAGCCUACUAACUAUCUGGACAGAGAUUCGUUAGGUGCUCUGGCGGUGGCCAUUAGAGACUGGAGCGGUGGUGUUGUCAUGAUCUCCCACAACAACGAGUUCGUUGGAGCAUUGUGUCCUGAACAAUGGAUCGUCGAGAAUGGUGUACUAACACAAAAGGGUGUGAAGGAUGUUGAUCAAUCUAGGUUUGAAGAUGGUGGCAACACAAAUGCGGUAGGGUUAAAAUUGAAGGCCGCCUCGCCUUCGGUUGACAACGAUGACUCACCUGCCAACAUCAAAGUCAAAAAGAAAGUAAAGCGACUUACCAGAAACGAGAAGAAGGCUCAAGCCGAGCGUCGGCGUCUACGUUACAUCGAGUGGCUCUCUUCUCCAAAGGGGACGCCCAAGCCGGUCGACACAGAUGACGAGGGGGAGGAAUGA
Messenger RNA from Torulaspora globosa, 3546 nucleotides. RefSeq names its product New1p (gene NEW1). Gene Ontology annotation, molecular function: ATP binding; ATP hydrolysis activity. The transcript has a single exon. NCBI's taxonomy places the organism in Eukaryota, Fungi, Ascomycota, Saccharomycetes, Saccharomycetales, Saccharomycetaceae. The record is from RefSeq and is a predicted model, not a curated record. The coding region runs from base 1 to 3546 and encodes 1181 amino acids.